UCACAUGACAGUUCCUCACGUAACAACUAGGAGACAGGAAGCAAAUAUGAAGCAAUAGGCUGAUUUGGAAUGAAGAAGAAGAAGAAGCCAUGCCUCUCUAACCACUAGUUUAACUACUGCCCUCUGUUUUAAUCUACCCAUCUAUUUUACUAUGUAAACUGGCUACAGCCAAGAGACAACCAAUGGAAUUGAGUUGAUUAGCAUGUUGGAUGCUGGUUGGUGGAUACAUUUUGAGAUACGGGACCAGAAUAUGUUUAAAAACAGAGGUAUCCUCUGGAAAGUAUAGCGACCAUGAAAACCAUGAAGACACUGAAGACCAUUAUGAUCCUGAGUGGUGUACUUCUGCUCUCCCUAAUGUUGGCAGAGGCUACAUUGGGCGACAUUCAGAAGAGGAUCAUUGGAGGGAAAACCUGUGGUGCCACUGAAAGGUUGUACCAUACAGUUAUAGAAUACCAUAAAGACAUUAUUGUUGGGAAAAGCAGACCUGCCCCUUUGUUUGUUUGUGGUGGUUCACUGAUCAGUAAGCAGUGGGUUCUAACUGCUGCCCAUUGCGUGCCUACUGACGAGAAUAUACAGAGUGGAUGGAAACUGUAUGUACGACUAGGUGCACAUCCUUCAGGCCUAAAUGUCGUAACCCUUGUUGAAGAACAGAACAUUCAUAUAUUUAAGGAAGGUAUAGACCAUGACAUCAUGCUACUGCACUUACCUGUUGACAGUACGGUAAAGGAUACAACCUUUGCCAAUCCUCCUGACUGUUCAUCUACGCCUGUUCAGGGGAAGACAUCUAAACCAUCUAUGGGUGAGGUAGUUCAGAUUGCAGGCUAUGCUGCCACUGCAGCUGACCAUUUUCUCAGGAAAGUAAGUGAUAAAUCAUCUACUCUGCAGUGUGCGGAUCAAAAUGUUAAGCGUUACAGCGACGCAUCUUGUUUGAGGGAACACACAUUCUGUGCUCAAAAAUCCGGUGUGGAUACCUGCUCAGGUGACUCUGGAGGAGGUGUGGUGUAUAAGGAUCAGCUGUACGGUGUUAUUGUCUCUGAUGACAAUAACUAUGCAUGUUCUGCAACAUCAUACUUCAUGGAUGUCUGCGAGUACAAAAAAUGGAUUUGGGACACUACUGGUAUUACUAGCUGGGAGCCAUGACAGUGGAUUUAAUUAACAGUAAAAGCUGAUUACUGUA
Oncorhynchus tshawytscha (Chinook salmon) is the source of this 1177-nucleotide messenger RNA. Its product is annotated as trypsin-3-like. Bases 292 to 1140 code for a protein of 282 amino acids. Gene Ontology annotation, biological process: proteolysis. Gene Ontology annotation, molecular function: serine-type endopeptidase activity. Lineage: Eukaryota; Metazoa; Chordata; Actinopteri; Salmoniformes; Salmonidae. The record is from RefSeq and is a predicted model, not a curated record. The transcript is spliced from 6 exons.